Mya arenaria is the source of this 2819-nucleotide messenger RNA. RefSeq names its product glutathione reductase, mitochondrial-like. Gene Ontology annotation, molecular function: NADP binding; glutathione-disulfide reductase (NADPH) activity; flavin adenine dinucleotide binding. The transcript has 12 exons. The record is from RefSeq and is a predicted model, not a curated record. Lineage: Eukaryota; Metazoa; Mollusca; Bivalvia; Myida; Myidae. Gene Ontology annotation, cellular component: mitochondrion; cytosol. Gene Ontology annotation, biological process: cell redox homeostasis; cellular response to oxidative stress; glutathione metabolic process. The coding region runs from base 97 to 1485 and encodes 462 amino acids.
UUAAAAUCUAGAACAUAACAUAGAAAGUAUACAUACAAAUCAAUUUGAAUACAAUUAGAACAUUUGAGUUACUUGAGACGUGCCUUUACAUUGUACAUGAGGUUUUCGAGUAUUUUGCGAGCAAUGGCGCCUGUAGUGAAACAAUACGAUUACCUGGUUAUUGGGGGAGGGUCUGGCGGCCUGGCGAGUGCUCGGCGAGCGGCUGAGUUUGGGGUUCGAGCCGCUGUCAUCGAAAAAGGGAGAUGGGGCGGAACAUGCGUGAAUGUUGGCUGCGUCCCAAAGAAAAUUAUGUUCAACACUGCGAUGCACGCCGAGUUUAUCCACGACCACAAGGACUAUGGCUUCGAUGUCGAGAUGAAAAGCUUCAACUGGGGCCAAAUAAAGGAGAAGAGAGAUGCAUACAUUCGAAGACUGAACGGAAUAUACGAGUCAAAUCUGAACAAGUCUGUCGUAGAUCAGAUCAUCGGUCACGCCCAGUUCACGGAGGAUGGAAAUGUCGAGGUGAAUGGACAGAAGUACUCAGCACCUCACAUCCUCGUGGCCACCGGCGGCCGUCCCGUCAUGGCGGAAAUACCAGGAAAAGAACAUGCUAUAACCAGUGACGGCUUCUUUGAGCUGGAAGAUCUGCCAAAGAAAGUAGUUGUUGUCGGCGCUGGCUACAUCGCCGUGGAGUUGGCUGGAAUCUUUAACGCCCUGGGUGCCGACACCUCCAUAUGUAUUCGCUAUGACCAGGUGUUGCGGACAUUCGAUGAGAUGCUGAGCUCCAAGGUCACGGAGGAGAUCGAGAAGGCGGGCCUCAAGAUUUGCAGGAAAACUCAGGUGACCAAGGCAACUAAGGAAGCAGACGGCACUUUGACCCUUGACCUGAACACCGGAAGUAAGAUCACGGAUGUCAACUGCCUGCUUUGGGCCAUCGGAAGAGUGCCGAACUCGGACAAAAUUGGCCUGGAUAAAGUUGGCGUGAAGAUGGACAGUAGGGGUAACGUCGUAGUUGACGAGUACCAGAACACUUCCCGGCCAGGAGUGUACGCCCUGGGAGACGUGUGUGGACGGGCCCUUCUUACACCGGUGGCCAUUGCGGCUGGCCGGCGUCUCGCACACCGUCUGUUUGACAACAAGAAAGACCUGAAACUCGACUACAACAAUAUCCCUACCGUAGUGUUCUCACACCCGCCCAUUGGUACCAUUGGAAUGACACAAGCGGAGGCUGAGAAAGAGUACGGAGCAGACAAGAUCAAGGUGUAUAGGUCUACAUUUACACCCAUGUACUACGCCAUGACGGAGACUAAGGUCAUGUGCUCAAUGAAACUCAUCUGUCUACUGCCUGACGAAAAGGUAAUCGGCCUGCACAUGCUUGGUCAGGGCUGUGACGAGAUGCUUCAGGGUUUCUCCGUCGCCAUCAAGAUGGGUGCCACCAAGGCGCAGUUUGACGAAACCGUCGCCAUCCACCCGACAUCCAGCGAGGAGCUCGUCACGAUGAGAUAGAUCGUAUCAAAGCUGAACAAUGCUGUCUCUUUGUAUAUCCAGUCCUAUACCCCCACUUUGUUGUAAACAUUCCCACUCUUUGUCUAAAAAAAGUAUGAUUUAUGGAUAUCGGUACAUCAACCGAUGCGAGCACGCAAUUUAUGAUUGGCGCAAAGCGGACAAACUGACAUGGGUGCCUAAGAAAUUAAUAUUAAAAAGGCCAAAGCCAUAAAACAAAUUUCUGUUGUUAUUUAAGGACUUAUGGUCACAUUUUCACAACGUAAUAAUUUGAAUGAAACUGUUGUUUGACAUACACAUUUUUUGCAUCAACGUGUAAAAUGGUCGGUAGGUUGAUUGCAAAGGACAUUUGUUGUUUGAUCAAAAUGGAUUUUUCUGUGAUUACCCUGAAAACUGGUAAACCUAAACACUUUUAUUUGAAGUUUUUAAUGUAGAUUUAUAUUAGUUUUUGCUUUUGCAUUGUUAUAUUAAAUGUGAACUCAGGAAUUUGUCUCCCAUUCACGUUUUAUGUGAAAAUAUAUUAACUAAACUUGGGGUUUGUUUUUGAAAACUUCUGGAAAAUUCUGUUUGGUUAAUCUGACUGGAUGGCAAUAAGUUGAGAGUAUUAUCAGAAGAAAUGAUUCCGAACGCUUCAUCCAAUGGAUCUACUUGUUCAUGUUUAUGCUUUUACAAAACAUUUGGCCGCUUGACCAGAACUUUGUUAAAGUUAACAAAGUGACUAACGACCUCCUUGUUGAACUAAAUAUUGAUGAGACGUUCACAUAUUGAAAUAUGAAGUACAAUCUGAAACAGUUGUUUCAAACUUGUUAAAAAUACAGCAAAUCACAAAUGUAUCCAUUACACGCCCAGACCAGUAAUUAUUUGAAAGUUAACAACGAUGACGUUAACAACGUUGUUAACUUUAACAAAGUUCUGAACACAUCGGCCCAAUUGUGUUCUAUUUAAGACCAUAGAAGAGUUAUUCUUGGAGUUCAAAAUGAAUGGAUUCCAAUCGAAUACAAAUGUAAAUACAGCAUUCUCGCUACAUCUGUUCUUGUUCAACAGCCUCUGUUGGUUUGAAACUUGAAAUAUUACGCUAUCAUUUCAAGUUUACAUGGCUUAAUUCUUUAUGCUAAAAUCUUAGCUUUGUGGUGUUUAUAUAGUUUCAUUUUUGUAGCAAAUACACCAAUUGUUAUUUAAUAUUAUAUUGGAAUGUUUCUGUACUGAUCUGCUAUACAAUUUUUCUGCUGUGUUUUAUACAAAAUAAUACUUGUAUUUAUCCAGAGUUGUUGUUGUUCUGUAUUUGUCUUCAUAUCAUAGUAGGUAUAUUAAAUUAUUAUAAAUCAACCCAGUUUUCG